Molecule: messenger RNA, 1284 nt
Organism: Caenorhabditis sp. 36 PRJEB53466
Lineage: Eukaryota; Metazoa; Nematoda; Chromadorea; Rhabditida; Rhabditidae
Source: the annotation of a GenBank genome assembly
AUGCCGUUUAAUCUUUCCAACGAACUAAAUCUUGCAGCCGAUAGACUCGACAAGAUGCUAAGAGCCAACAACAGAAGAGCCUCAAACAAUGUAGAUAAAGACGCGUUGAAGGUAAGAAGAAGUAGUGUCCGGGAUUGAACUGUUUUGUUUCCAGAUAGGGCAAAAGCCGAACGGUCCUUUGAAGCCAAUAAAUGCCCAGCAAGGAAGAAAGGACGCCGUCGUCCCGAAGCCUGCGGUCCCAAACAGCCAGCCAUCCACGGAGCCCAGUCAGCUGAGGACGAAAAGAGCGAACCUUCAGGACAACGAGUUGAAGUGCCUCGAAAUGGCCGAGGACAUCUACAAGUACCUGGUGCACCACGAAAAGAAGUACGUGCUCCUGGAUACGUUCUUGAACGGCGGCGAGCCGACGAGCAAAAUGCGGCGGAUUCUUGUGGACUGGCUCGUCCAGGUGCACGUCCGUUUUCACCUUCUCCCGGAGACGUUGCAUCUCACGGUCUUCAUUCUCGACCAGAUGCUCGCCAAGAAAUGUGUCUCGAAGGGAGAUCUCCAGCUCCUCGGAAUCUCUGCAAUGUUCGUGGCGUCAAAGUAUGAAGAGGUCUUCUUACCGGACAUCUACGACUACGAGUUCAUAACCGAGAACACGUACUCGAAGAAGCAGAUCUUGGCCAUGGAGCAGACCAUUUUGAACACUCUUCAGUAAGUCGGAUUGUAUCGCUACCUUUAUAUACCCCGUUUUUCCAGAUUCGAUCUGUCCUGCCCCUCGUCCCUCGUUUUUUCGCGCUGCAUUUCGAGAGUGCUCUCCGAAGACGAAUCCAUCCAGGUCGACCAAGAGACAUUCUACUACGCGUACAACAUCAGCAAGUGCGUCGGAGAGCUCGCCCUUCUCGACUCGAUUAUGUCGUCGGUGCCAAGAUCGCACAUAGCCAUCGCGUCCAUGAUCAUCGCCCUCAAUGUGCACCCGGUGGAAGGUAUUGAGCCGAACCGCGCGGAAGCCACCAUCAUGUCAGUGAUCGUUUCGUUCUUGCUGACCUACAACUGAUCCUUUUCAGCACCCAACUGGGAGCCACCAAGAACGAGAUCAGCGAGGCCGUCUGUCUUCUCGCCAACGUCGCCAGCCGGAACUUCAAGCAGGCCAAGCUCGGCGCCAUCAAGGUUCGGAAAAGCUCUCCACCUUCCCAGUGAUGUCUUUUUUUUCAGAGCAAGUACCAGUCGUCCAAGCUCGGUCAAGUCUCGAAUCUUUUGACGGAUGAGGUCAUCGAGAAAAUCGAGAAACUCGGAGAGUGA